Syngnathus typhle (broad-nosed pipefish) is the source of this 3102-nucleotide messenger RNA. It is a transcript of the gene sp7, whose product is annotated as Sp7 transcription factor. The record is from RefSeq and is a predicted model, not a curated record. Gene Ontology annotation, biological process: regulation of transcription by RNA polymerase II. Bases 88 to 1446 code for a protein of 452 amino acids. The transcript is spliced from 2 exons. Gene Ontology annotation, molecular function: DNA-binding transcription factor activity, RNA polymerase II-specific; RNA polymerase II cis-regulatory region sequence-specific DNA binding. Lineage: Eukaryota; Metazoa; Chordata; Actinopteri; Syngnathiformes; Syngnathidae.
CUCAACUUCUUCCAAACUGUCCCGGGACUCUGAGCUGCGCCUCUCCCGCUGCACCUCCAGCUUCCUCUAGGAUUUUGUUUCUCAGGGAUGGCCGCAUCGAUUCUGGAGGUAGGGAAUCUCAUUGAAGACGGGCGCUAUGGCUCCAGUCCUCUGGCUAUGUUAACUGCUACCUGCAACAAGUUUGGCAGCACCAGCCCAGUGAGGGACUCUGCAACACCCGGUAAGAACGGCGGCACUAGUCCACUAAAGAAGCCCUACAACAUGACCUCCGACCUUCAGACGGCCAAGAACGGGCGCACCGCCGAUGGCAGCGGCCUGGCGGACUCUUACAGCGGUUCCUUCACUACAGCCGGUGGCGGCGGACUGCUCACCCCGACCGGAAGCCCCCCUCCUACGACCGGAGGCUACGCCACAGAGUACAACCCUUUCUCUCACUCCUUCCAAACGUCCGUCUCCCAGGACCCGUCCCUGUUAGUGUCCAAAACCCACGCCACGGCAGACUGCCUCACCAGCGUCUACACCUCGUUGGACAUGACGCACCCUUACGGCUCGUGGUACAAAGCCGGUAUCCAUCCCGGUAUUACGGCCGCUCCGGCCAACGCCACGUCCUCUUGGUGGGACGUCCAUCCCAACUCCAACUGGCUGUCUGCGACCCAGCCUCAGUCAGACGGAGGUCUCCAGGCCUCUCUGCAGCCUGUGGCUCCGCAGGCUUCCCUGAGCCCCCAGCUGCCUAAUUACAGCACCGAUUUUACCACCUUGAACCCAGCUCCCUACCCUUCUGUGGGACUGGGUUCGUCCUCGCAUCUCCUCCAGCCGUCCCAGCACAUGCUGCCCCAGGACAUGUACAAGCCCAAGCCGGUGCAAAGUGCUGGGCUAAUGGAGAGUCCCAUGGGCUUAAAGCCAGCGAGGGGAUCAGGGGGCUACGGGGGAAGCUCGACACCCACAAGGUCCUCGUGCGACUGCCCCAACUGCCAGGAGCUGGAGCGACUGGGAGCCUCGGCCGCAUCCCUAAGGAAGAAGCCGGUGCACAGCUGCCACAUCCCUGGCUGCGGGAAAGUGUACGGCAAGGCGUCCCACCUCAAGGCCCACCUGCGUUGGCACACCGGCGAAAGGCCCUUUGUGUGCAACUGGCUGUUCUGCGGCAAGCGCUUCACCCGUUCGGACGAACUGGAGCGCCACGUGCGCACCCAUACGCGGGAGAAGAAAUUCACCUGCUUGCUGUGUAACAAGCGCUUCACACGUAGCGAUCACCUCUCCAAGCACCAGAAGACCCACGCCGACUCGGCGUUGCAGGGGAAAAUCGCGGGCGCCGAGGGGGACUUGGACCACCGGGUCGAGGAGACAGCAGAGAUCAACGCCAGCAACGGCGAGCCAAUCGCCAAUGGAGACGAAAAGACGGGGGUGCCCGCCGGAGUGGAGAACAGCGGUGGACUUUUGGAGAUCUGAAGCCUCAACUUAACCCAGAUCUUUUUGUUUCUUUCCUUUUGUCCCAAACAUGCCCAAGAGAUCAAUGCAAUAAAUGACUGCGCAGUGGCGGGCCGUGCAUCUGGUACUUGGGUUUUCCGUGGGAAUUUACCCGACUUAUCCCACCACUAUUAUGUAGCAGUUAUAGAACUGAUCAAUACUAUUGAGAAAUGCAAGAUAACGGGUCACCACUUUGCCCUAUUGGCCUUGUGUUUGUCAUUUGGAGCAGUUCUGAAUCAACAUUAAUAACAUGUCAAAAACAAUUAUUUAAAUAAAAUACAUCAUAUUCACCGGAGACGCUUAUCAUUAAAUACAACAAUGUGCUCAGAUUGCCACAGACAUGUUCUGCUUGUCAAAGUUAGCUGUGACAAGUCAGAGAAUGGAAAAAUGCUGAGGCUCAUUGCGGGCCAGUCUGAUUUCGUUAAAGAAACACACUCAUUGCCAACAUAGUGAGUUAAGUUACAUGGGCCAGCACUACUGAUUCUGAUGCCUUGGGUAGAUUGGACUGACAUGGUAACGAUGGCAAAUUCUGAUUGGAUAAAAAAAAAGCAAACAUCCACAUACAUGUAAGCAGCAGUGAGGAAUAUAAGUUGGAAAUGUACGUCAGUGCUUUUGAUAGCAUUUCGGCCUUGACAAUCAUUUCAUUUCCUCUUGCCUGGACCGUAAGCAAGCAUCGCCAUGUAAAUACGAGCAAGUCUUGCAAGCAAAUAUUUUCAGCAACCAAAAAGGAAAACAACGAAGGCUCGCACGUACGUCCACGUUUCUAAACCCAGCAUGCAUUUUUUUUUUUUUUGCCUUUCAAAUGAGCGCAACCACUGGGGAAAUUGAAUCUGCACAGGCAGAGGGAAAAGUAGCUCCGAAGCCACAAGACGAGUCGUUUGAGAGCGAGACGUUUUGGUUAAGAUGGCGGGCGGGCUUUUGACGGAGCCUUCCGCACAUAUCUGAUUCACAGCUGUACUUUGAUACUUCAGUCGUCGCUCUUGAAACAAUCAACACGCAGCGGGACUUGACGCUUCUCGUUGCCCAAAAAAAAAAAAAGUGUUGUCAUGUCAAAAGUCUUUUAUCGUGCUUCCUGGUGUGUGUAUUUUAAAUUCCUAUUUUCAUGAAUAAUCUAAUUUAUGUCUUAAAUUAUAAACAUUGCCGGUUGUAUUGCAGCUUGCAGGGAAAUGUCACGGCAGCGAGGCUUGCAAGAUGAAUGGAAGCCAGACAAAUAUAAAAUUUAAUGCCUUAAUUUAAGACUAUUUAUUAGCUAUAACAAGGAAGUUUAAGAUUUAUUUAAAGAUCUUGACAAUGACUAUUUCUCUGUAUGUAUUCUUUUGAGUGUGAAGUCUUCCACACAAAUGAUGAAUUAAGGGCUACAUACUAUAUAUUUUCAACAAUAUAUAGAUGGUUUUCAAUGUGUUUAUUAUAUUUUUCAUGUUGUUUUUCCAUUGAAACUGUAACCUUCCUAAUGAAGCCAUGUGCUUCUGUUAAAAAAAAAAAAAAAAAAAGAAAUGCACAGUGAGCACUGUUUCAGUGUUUGCUUUUUGGCUGAUGUGAAAUAAGAAAAUACUGUACAUAGUGAAGGGCAAGUAUGGUGUACAUGUAAGAGUCCUGCUCUGUGACAAUUUAAAAAAAAGUAAAGAUAUUUCAAAACAA